Molecule: messenger RNA, 105 nt
Organism: Dibothriocephalus latus
Lineage: Eukaryota; Metazoa; Platyhelminthes; Cestoda; Diphyllobothriidea; Diphyllobothriidae
Source: the annotation of a GenBank genome assembly
AUGAUUUUGCGCCGUGGCGGUGCGGAGGCCGUAAGACAGGAGCUGGAGCUUGAGAUGAUGAGGAUUGCCGAACGCAAUCUUGGAAGGGAUGAUAGGUACGUUUGA